This is a messenger RNA of Phycodurus eques (leafy seadragon), 4075 nucleotides long. It is a transcript of the gene rps6kc1, whose product is annotated as ribosomal protein S6 kinase polypeptide 1. Gene Ontology annotation, molecular function: protein kinase activity; ATP binding; phosphatidylinositol binding. Gene Ontology annotation, cellular component: early endosome. Lineage: Eukaryota; Metazoa; Chordata; Actinopteri; Syngnathiformes; Syngnathidae. Gene Ontology annotation, biological process: protein phosphorylation. The record is from RefSeq and is a predicted model, not a curated record.
UCGCCCCCGCUGUCACAGUGAAUGGAUGCUGCUAGCUUUCGGCAAUGUUGUUAUCAGAAUGAUAUCGCAGCGGGACAGCGGGGAUUUCGCUCGUUUUUAUACCGUCACCGACCCCACGAAGCACCGGAAAGGAUACACAGUUUACAAAGUCACCGCUCGGAUCAUUUCUCGAAACAACCCAGAGGACGUCCAAGAGAUAACGGUGUGGAAAAGGUAUAGCGACUUUCGGAAACUUCACCACAACCUCUGGCAGCUGCACAAGAACGUUUGUAGCCAGUCAGAACUCUUUCCACCCUUUGCCAAGGCCAAAGUGUUUGGUCGCUUCGAUGAGGCAGUGAUUGAGGAGAGGAGACAGUGCUUGGAGGAUCUGCUGCAGUUCUCUGCGAACAUUCCCACUCUUUACAGCAGUCAGCACAUCCAGGAGUUCUUCAAGGGAGGCGAAGUCCACGACGGCUCGGAGCUCAUCGGACCGUUGUCCGAGCCCUUUUUCGAAUUCCUGGCCGACGGUUUGUCCGGCUGCAGCUCGGACGUUCAAAGAGACCUCGGUUGUGGUGAAGAUUUGACUGUCACAUCAGAGUAUGGAGGCCCGUCCAGUGACAGCAGCGACUUGAACUCGCCGGCCGUGGACACCGACUCUUUGGCCGAGCUAGACGAUGGCAUGGCCUCGGGCCGCACGUCCCCGAACCACCCGUACGGGGGCGCCGCCAGCGUUGGCAGCAGCAGCAGUAGCAGCAGUCCCCGCUUGCCCUCACUGCACGAUCGCCGCAGCGCCCCGUCGCCCGCCCCCGCUCCCGGUUCCCCGGCCCCGAAACCGGAGGUUAGCCGGCCCGGCCGCGCGUCGCUAUUCUCCAAGAAAGCCGCCGGCCUCAAGGAGAAGCUGAAGGCGGACUACCUGGACAAAGCCGGCGAGAUUAUCCGUGUGGCGGUGCGGAAGGAGAAGGAUCAGGACUACCAGGCGGCGUUCGCCUUCUACCGCACCGGAGUGGACCUGCUCCUUCAAGGUGUUCAAGGCGAGCCAAGCCCCACGCGGCGAGAGGCAGUGAAGAAGAAGACCGCUGAGUACCUGAUGCGAGCAGAGCAAAUAUCCAGCCAGCAUCUUCACAGCAACAUGGGCCAAGGAUCUACACAAACAGCGGUGAUGGGGGCGCAGUGCUGCGCAUCCACCAACAGAGGGAGCCAGCAAAGUCUUUCCGACGAUCUCGGCGCUUACAGGGUGGUGGGCGUCAUCGAUAAGGUUCUUUUGGUCACGGACAAGAGAACACGAGAGAUGUUCGUCGUGAAAGGUCUGAGGAAGAGCAGUGACUGCGGCCGACUGAAGAAAACCAUCACGCCUCGCUCCGUGCCCCACAUGGUGCAGCUCAAGAAGCUCAUCGACUCCGAGGACACCGUCUUCCUCCUGCUGCAGCAUGCCGAGGGUGGUAAGCUGUGGUCCCACAUUGGGAAGUACCUGCGGAAUUCCAGUCCAGACGAGAGCUUUGACAUUCCUUUCAUCCAGAAGAGCCAUACAUUAGCCGUGCAUACGCCACAAUAUGGCGUGAAUUCAGCUAGUUCCAACUGUGGGCCUGUCGCCGGUUGGGAUUCUGUGCCACAUGUAAACAAGGAAGUCAAAGACCCGGCUGCUGCCUCCUCACGUAAAAGCGGCCUCCUCGCCAGGCUUGGCAAUAAAGCGGCAGCCCACUCAGACUCCGGCGCCACCUCUGAGGACGAGUGCACCAACAGUUAUUUAACACUUUGCAACGAGUACGAGCAGGAGAAAGUGGAGCCGGACGCGCUGGAGGAGGACAACGAAGCGAGGAGCGAGCAGGAAGCGUCGUUCGACGUGCCGAACGGGGCGGCCGCCGCCGCCUCGCGGAGCCGCUCGCUUCUCAGCGACGACAGUCUGCCGUCGCCCGUCAGCUGCCAGGAGCUCGGCUUUUUCGCCGACGCGCCUGACAAGAGGCGAGACGGUGAGGGGCGGGACUACGGCGACGUGCUACGCGCGCCGCUGUCUCUGGAUCAGUCCAAGCGCACGCCCAUGGAGUUUUUCCGCAUCGACAGCAAAGACAGUGCGAGCGAGGUGACCUGCCUCGACUGGAGGGAGCAGCCGCAGCCCCCCUCCCAUAAACAGCCCCCCCUCUUUUCUGCAUCCGAGGUCGUCGAGGAGUUUCAAGAGCUGGCUCCGGAGGUCGAGGGCCACAGUGCUCACCUUUGGGGGUUAGAUAUUGCGAAUAAAGGUUCCAAUGAGUCAGUGCCGGUCAUUUCUUUUAAAGAGGCGGUAGUGGAAGAUGAGGGUCAUCCGCCGGACCUCUUGGUCAAUCUGCCCGUAACAAGCGUGGCCGCAGAGUCUCAACAAGCGGAAUUGGAAACUUCCAUGCUGUGUCUGGGCCUUGAGGUCGCGACCUCUCCUCAAAGGUCCAUCAAGCCGGAUGUUUUACAGCUCCCCGGCCAGCUGGGGGGAGAGGAAGGACGGCAGCCUUCAUCUUUGUGUGCAGCCUCUCCAAAUUGUGACCCCGGUGUUGCGUCUUCAUCCGCCUUGACCUCACUCUGGGACGACUACAGCUUGACUUUUGGACAAGAAGACAAAGAAAAAAUGUCAGUUGAACCUCCAUGCCACCAUAGUGACUCUUUCCCCAGCCCAGGCCUUCCGGUGGCCUCCUCCCUUUGUGAAAAAGCAAUACACACAGAUGCGAUUGCAAACGUUGAACCGCAAGCCCGUGAGAAAUCGCUGGCGUUCGACCCGGAGUCUGCAGCAGUUUCGCCUGACAGAGUUAAAUUCGACAAAGACGUAUCGCGGCUGUUUGCGGAGCUGGAUGAGAUGUCGAUGGCCGCAUCCCGGGCUCGUAUUCCUGAGGCGUUUGUCCGAUGCUGGGCCGUCGAGCUCGUGACUGCGCUGGAUACUCUGCACCGAGAGGGCAUCAUCUGUCGAGACCUCAAUCCCAACAACAUCCUCCUAGAUCGCCGAGGUCACGUUCAUCUAACUUACUUCUGUAGCUGGAGUGAUGUGGAGGAGUCUUGUGACGAAGAGGCCAGCGCUAACAUGUACUGCGCACCAGAGGUGGGAGGCAUUGGCGAGGAGACGGCUGCGUGCGAUUGGUGGAGUUUGGGCGCCAUCCUGUUUGAGCUGCUGACAAGCACGUCGCUGCUCCAGUGCCAUCCAGCAGGAAUCGGACGCCACACGGCACUCAACAUCCCCGAGUCGCUGUCGGAGGAAGCCAGAUCGCUGCUGGAACAGUUGCUGCAGUACAACCCCGCAGAGCGACUGGGCGCAGGAGUGGCCGGCGUGGACGACAUCAAAUCGCACCCCUUCUUUGCCAAAGUGGACUGGACCAAGUAGAUGCUGCCCAGCCCUUUCCAGAGAUGCAUGCUGGGAAACUGGCCAUCACUGUUACACUCCAGGUAGACAGAAUAGAGAUCAGCGGGGACAAAAGUCCACUUUUACGAUAAAUUUGUUUCAUUACCAAACAGCAGUGUUAUCUUAUCAUGUACAAUUCCAAUAAUUUCUAUUUGCUUGACUGAUGCUCCACUAAACCUUUGGUUUGACACUCCUUUUGUUGUUCCUAUAAGCCAUGAGCAAACGAGAGCAAGAGGUGAAACUUUGCAACACAUGCACUGACGGCGAGCUUAUUGAGAAACGCUAUGAUUUCUUUACAGACGAGCAUGCCCACAGAGAUUAGCCCAAACCAGACAGGAUGAGGAUGCCCUUGUUGGAAUACUUCUAUUUUUUAAUUACCGCCACUUGCAAUAUCAGGGGUUUACUAUGCAUGUUCGGAAGCAAAAAUGUGGCCAAGUAGUAGGUGGGCAUUAUUACAACGGGCUGAAACUCUCCAUCCAAUUGAAUAAAGUCAGCAGACUUUUGGGGGGGGGGGGCAAAAAAAAACAACAGAAAAAACUCUUUUGUAUACAACAAACUGCACUAAACACUGAAUUAAUGUUGUCAUGUAAGAUAAGAAAUCAGAUUUUGUGUAAAUAUCCCUUUUAAAGGACCUUCAAGUUUUGCAUUGAAGAAACCUAAUAAUACUCUAAUGACUGAACUUUAUAGUGAACAUUUCCGGUGAUGGUGUCUUGUCAUUUUUGCACAUUAAAUCAUCCAUAUCAA